This is a messenger RNA of Hemibagrus wyckioides, 7950 nucleotides long. Its product is annotated as DENN domain-containing protein 4B-like. Bases 362 to 4819 code for a protein of 1485 amino acids. Lineage: Eukaryota; Metazoa; Chordata; Actinopteri; Siluriformes; Bagridae. The transcript has 29 exons. The record is from RefSeq and is a predicted model, not a curated record. Gene Ontology annotation, biological process: regulation of Rab protein signal transduction. Gene Ontology annotation, cellular component: cytoplasmic vesicle. Gene Ontology annotation, molecular function: protein binding.
CGGCUAGAAAGCAGCAGUGCUCUGUCGUAUUUUGCCUUUUAAUAGAUGUGUAUUGGUUUUAAACUUCGUGAUGGCUGGACACCAUAGGCAUGGUGCUGUCGCGUAGAGUCAUCACGGAAACCCCCCGCUGUUCAUUCUAGCUGCGCUGAAACCUCCCCGGAAAAUAAGUGAAAGUGUCCGUGUUGCGCUUCGUCCUCCUUUACAGAGCGGAUUUCAGCUCGUGCUGUGUUGCUCGGUGUUCAGGAGCGGCCGAAUGGACGAGCCUGGCUUCAACAUGACCUAAACCUCCCCGGAGAUGUCACUUAACACCACGCAGUGUCCGUUCCCAGCACAGGUCAAGUGUGGUGGGUAGAUAGGCGGUAUGACUGAGGAGAAAUGUCCUCAGUUGGUGGAUUAUUUUGUGGUGGCGGGGCUGGCGGGCGAAUCAGCUCCGCCAGACGAGGAAUGUCAGCAGAGAGGAGGCCGUGGCAUGGUGCCCAUCAGCGACCUGGUUGUGAUUGCCCGUGGCCUCGGAGAAGAAGUGCCCGAGGGCUUCACUUGCAUUGAGAAGACAUUGGGGGGCCAUCCAGCUGAGCUCAGCGCUGGCCUCAUCAACAACCCACACAUGUUCCUCUGCUACCGACGCAGCCAUGACAAACCACCCAUUGUGGAGCUUGGUGUGCUGUAUGAGGGAAAAGAUUCGGUGAAGCAGGGUUGGUAUGUGAUCGAGACUACGCCGUACAGCCACUGUGCCAGUCUGAGCUCAGGAGCUCCUACCACCCACAAGACGUUCCUCAUGUAUCGGCGUGCCCCCGACUCGCAGGCCCUGAACACGCUAGGGGUGACCGAUAUCUCAUUACUUAUGCCCAGCAAGGGAGAAGUAGCACCACACACCUUCUGCAAAGUGGACAAGAACCUGAAUACUGGCAUGUGGGGGCCGGCACUGUACCUGUGCUAUAAGCGGGCUGUAGCGAAAGCCAACGCCCUUGUGUAUGAGGCAGGGCUGAUCACACGCUACCCUGAGGAGGAUCUUGAGUCGUUUGCAUUGCCGGACUCAGUCCCUGUCUUCUGUCUGCCCAUGGGUGUAACUGUAGAGAGCUGGCCACUCAAUACCAAGUACCAACUCCCUGUCUUCUCCACUUUUAUCCUCACCACCGCAUCUGGAGAUAAGGUGUAUGGAGCUGCUAUCCAGUUCUAUGAAGCAUACCCACGGGAGGCUUUGUCUGAAAGGCAGCGAGUGCGUCUCGGGCUGGUCAGUGUUGUGGACCGCAGACCCAUCACCAACCGCACAGUGCAGGUCAAAAAGAGUGUGUGCGUGCUCUCCCACUGGCCGUUCUUCACUGUCUUCCAGAAGUUUCUCACCUUCAUCUAUCGCUACUCCAUCUCUGGACCUCAUGUGCUGCCCAUUGAGAAGCAUAUCUCCAGUUUCAUGCACAACGUGCCCUUCCCUUCACCCCAGCGACCGCGAAUUCUGGUACAGCUGUCUCCAUAUGACAACCUCCUACUGUGCCAGCCAGUGUCCUCACCCUUACCACUGAGCGGUGCCAGCUUUGUGAAACUUCUGCAGAAUCUGGGGCCGGAGAACUCAUGUACCCUGCUGUUGGCUGUUCUCACUGAGCACAAGCUGCUGCUACAUUCCCUCCGGCCAGAUGUGCUGACCUCUGUCAGUGAAGCCCUGGUGUCGAUGACAUUUCCGUUGCGUUGGCCUUGCCCGUAUAUCCCUCUGUGCCCACUUCGGUGUGCAGAUGUGCUGUGUGCCCCAAUGCCCUUUAUUGUGGGUGUUCACUCCAGCUAUUUUGACCUGUACGACCCUCCUUCAGAUGUGGUGUGUGUGGACCUUGACACCAACACCAUUUUCCAAUCAGAAGACAAAAAACCCUUGUCAUGGAAAUCCUUACCCAGGAAACAUGGAAAAAUCCUGCUGAACUCACUUACUCACCUGCACAAAACUUUAGAGAAAAUCUGUACCCCUGGUAAUGAAGAGGCGACCCUAGAGUUCUUGCUCACAGAUUAUGAUCUGAUCUAUGGGCGACAAAAGCAGCUGGAGCUGGAAAUCCAGGAAGCCUUCCUACGCUUUAUGAGCUGCCUCCUGAAAGGCUAUCGCUCCUACCUCCUGCCCAUCACCCAGGCGCCCUCUGAGAGAACCACUGACUGCAGUUCCCUCUUCAAUUUGCAAGGUUUUCUAAAGUCUCGAGAUCGGACACAGCAGAAGUUUUAUUCCCACCUCACUAAGACUCAGAUGUUCACACAGUUCAUAGAGGAGUGCUCUUUUGUCAGCGACAGACACGCAUGCCUUGAAUUCUUUGACGAGUGUGUUCAAAAGGUGGAUGUGGAGAAGCCUGAGGAGGUGAGGCUGAUAGAUCUUGAUGAGACCCACAGUGGGGAGCACACAGUGUUUAUAAUGCCACCAGAGGAACCUCAAGAACCUGAUGGCUCUGAAUGCCCUGCGCUCUACAGCUACGAGACAUUUCCUAUUCUGCAUCCUGAGUUGUUUGACCAGCCUCAAGAUCAACUCCGUACCACAGCAAAGGGAAGUGCCCCGAGUAGUCCUGCUCCUCGCCGUACUAAACAGGAGAUAAAGCUGGCUCAGAAAUGUGCACAGAAGUACUCUGCAGUACCUGACAUGUGGUCCAAGUGUCUGCUGGGCCACUGUUAUGGUCUGUGGUUUAUCUACCUGCCAACAUUUGUUCGGGCUGAGAGCACCAAGGUUCGGGCACUGCAAACCGCUUAUGAGGUGCUCAAGCACAUGGAGACACGGAAGGUUGUGCUGCCUGACGAGGUGUGCUACAGGAUCCUGAUGCAGCUGUGUGGGCAGUACGGGCAGCCUGUACUUGCUGUCAAGGUCCUGCUGGAGAUGAAGAAAGCAGGAAUCACUCCUAACGCCAUCACGUAUGGGUACUACAAUAAGGCUGUUCUGGAGAGCAAGUGGCCAUCCACCAAUCAGGGAGGUCGCCUUCGAUGGGCCAAGCUCCGCAACGUUCUUUUGGCUGUGGCACAGUUCAGGCAGCCAAUCAAACACAGGCAAAAGAGUGACUCUGUUAGCUCAAAACAAGGUAACUCCAACUGUAAUCUUCACCCGCACUCCACUCUUGUACGUCAGACCAGCUGGAGUGGUUUGAGUGAAAGUUCAAGUCAUGAAUCCUUGACUGGUCCCAUCACUAAGAGCAACAGUCUAAGCAGUAUGCGACCUGACAAAUCUAAGUUAGCUAGGAAAGCAAUGCUCCAAAACAAAAGCUCUGAUGAUCCCGCCUCCCGCAAACCUCCCAUUAGUCCUCGUGAUAUGGUUACACCAUCCCCAGAUCCCUCUGAUGACCAUGUUAGAGUGCGACGGAGUGACAUCUGCUUGUCCAACUUUUACAAAGAGUGUGCAGAACCAGAUACAGACUGCAGGUGCCAGCCGACUGAGAGAGACAGCCGAUCUGCAGAGCAACGGGAAACGUUGAAUCGCAAGGCAGUAGAUGAGAACUACAACAACGUGCUGUCCCCGAGUCGUGGACUGGCAGGUAAACUGCAGCAGCUUCUCACACCCACACGUCACCGGAACUCCUCACGCCGUGCAGCCAGCGUGGACGAACGGCGGCCUGCCACUAACGGCCCGUCACGCAAAUCAUCCGAACAGAGACAGUCUCGCAAAUCACAGGUGGCCGAGACUCUGCUGAAAGCUAAAGAGCGACUCUACAAUGCCACGUCAGAGAGCUCUUUGUCUGUAGGUAGUGACAUUGACCUGUCAGACCCUCCAAAUUCUGGUUUUUCACUCAGGAAGUCAUGGGAUUCUACACAGGAAGGAGCAGGGCUUGAGGUCUUGAUGUCGAGCUGCACGCUUUGCCGGAGCUGCAACUCGUUGGUGUAUGAUGAGGAAAUCAUGGCAGGCUGGACAUCUGAUGACUCUAAUCUUAACUCCAGCUGCCCGUUUUGCUCAGCAACCUUCGUACCACUGCUUAAUGCAGAGAUCUGUGACCUUGGGCCAGUCAGAAGCAGUCAGUAUCGCUGUAACUGGAACAUGGAGGAUGAAGUGGAGAGUGCAGUGAGGCCCCCUUCUGGCCAUGAUGGCGUUCUGUAUAACGGUGUGAAUGAGCAUGAUUCCAGUUCAGAGACCAGCACAUACUCUGAGAACAGCAGUAAUACUCUAAGCUCGUCUUUGGGUGGCACCCCUCAAGUGACAGUGGCAUACCUGAGCCCUCUGGUCCUGCGUAAAGAACUGGAAAGUCUUUUGGAGAAUGAGGGAGAAAGUGUUCUCUCUCAGGUCCAGUUACUGGACAGCCACUCCAUCCUCUUCUGGAAUCUGGUAUGGUACUUCACUCGCCUUGGCCUUCCUAGCAAUCUCCUGCAGCUGGUGCGGGCCUCUCCACUAGCUUCACAGAUUUCACAGAACCCAGAAAAUACUUCAGUAAGGGUGAGGCUACUGUGGGACACUUUGACGCCUGAUACAGAUUACUGGCCACCUCUCUAUGUGCUCUGGAGAAUACACAGUGGAGUGCCGAUGCGUAGCUAUGCAUGGCGCAGACACAACCAUCCCUUCACCCUUAGCUUUCUGGAGGAAGUCCUGCGCUGUGUCGGUAUGAAUGAGGUACACAAGGCCAUCACAUUCUUCCUGGAUACCAUCGCCAAGCAACCAGGCACUCCCCAGAUACAGAGGAGUUUGUACAGGGAAUUUCUGUUUCUUACUUUGGCUGCUAUGGGCAAAGACCAUGUCGCUGCUUUUGACAAGAAGUACAAGGCUGCUUACGCCAGACUGAGUAGUUCCCUGGGUCGAGAUGAGCUGAAGAGGAAGAGAGCUCAGCCACCUAGUCCCAAAGCUGUGGACUGCAGACGCUGUUUCCUGGUGCCCCUGGACUGCUGAGGGUUGACACAGAGAUACUCAUGCUCCACAGCUUGGACACUUCUCUCUCUCUCUCUCUCUCUCUCUCUCUCUUUCUCUCAGUGGCUGCCUUCUGCAGUUAUCCCCCAAAGUCAGUCCUGAUUGGGCCUUUAUUUCAUCGAGUCUCACACAUCUCCACAUAACAGUCAAUGAACCUUUGUUCUGAUGCCCCAUUUCAUCUUACGCUCUGCAGCUUUAGACACAUGGUACUUAUUGGCAACAUAACAAUUCUCUUUGGCCAAGAAUCUGUUAUCUUGUUCAUUUUUAUUUUGUUUUCAGUUGCCUCAGUUAAUUUUUUCGGGGCAUGUCUUACCAGGUCUAUCUAUUUGUAGUACAGCAGAAAUUUAGAUAUUCACCGCUGGACUGAGUUUUCUCUUUGCCAAGUAACUAAACCUGGACACUGCAGUCAUGCUUCAGUGGCAUUCUGAUCUAUGCAUCGAGCAGAUCAUCAUUAUACCAGCAUCACAGUAUUAACCAUUUGUUUUUCAGACAAGGCCUCAUAAUCCCAUUACUCAUUCGGAGUGCACAUUCUGUAAUCCCGCCUGUGUGUGUAUGUGUGUGUGUGUGUGUGUGUGUGUGUGUGUGUGUAUGUAUGUGUGUGUGUGUGUGUGAUUGUAGCUUACCAGACAGCCUACAUUUAAAAACCCUUUAAGUUCCUCUCUCUUUAACCACUCUCUAUAUUAGCUCUUAUUGACUUCUGCUACUUAUAGUUGGCUGUGCCUCCAGCAAUUAAGCUGUGAGAGAGAAACUCUUAGUGCGUGGGAUCCACUAAACCACUGGGAUGAAACUUCAGACUGAUGAAGUUUCCUCCAGAAGAGGAGGAAAGACUACAUUGUGGUACGGACUAAGUCUGGGAUGUGGAAGGCAUUCAGCUCUGAAAACAGGAGCACAGAGGUGAUGAGUAUAACAGGCAACCCAAAAAAAAGCACUGAAGACUGAACUGCCUGGAUACACUGCAGUGGAGUGGAGGAUAUGAACAUUAGGAACUGCGCUCUGCUAAAGACUCGUAACCAAAAGACUAUCUAAUUGGAAUUUACCUCCUUCUUUGUUUUGUUUUUUAUUUUGUUUUACUUUUAUGCAGUCUGAUUUUAUUGUUUUAAAAACAUUAGAUGUGUGUAUGAGCCUUGCCGAUGUAUGUGUUCAGCUUUCAGUCACCCAGACAUUUAUUGAGGGGAAAAAAGCCUUACAUCUCCACUUUCCCAUGUUUAAACCUAACCUUACCUUUCCUUUAAACUUUAACCCAUGAGGCGCUGAAAAUCACAUCUAUCAAGGACAUAGUUAUCCAGCCUCUAGGGCACUGAGCUGUCUCCUCCUCCUGGACUUUUGGUUGUCUCCACCCAGGUAGAAGGUGCUGGAUGUGGUUUGACUCCAUCCUAUGGAAUUGUUGUUUCUGUAAUGAGGGUUAUAUGGAGAGAAAAGGGUAAAUGGUAAAUCUCAUGUGUAGCAUGUGGGGGCAUGGUUUAGUAGGAGCAGCUGGAUGGUGGUGAAUGGGGGCCAUCUAAUGUCAAUCAUUACACCUGUAACUCAUUCACAAAAUCCAGACUACAGACUCCUGCCAAAUCACACUGAUACUUGCUACAGGAACGCUUAAUGCUUUACUUUUGCUGGACCACUGAACAGCUCUGUGUGUUUGUGUGUCUGUGCGCUUCUUCAGCCCUUUCUGCCUUUUUGCAAAGUUUUUGGUUUAUCUACUGCCCUGAGAGGCACAUACACACCUUGCUCAACCCCUUCGCACUGUGUAGACCUGUGUCAAUACUGCACUCAGAAACACGCCUCACUAACUUGCAUACGCGCACAACCAACAGUCAAGUUAAGGAGUCACACACAUUGUUGUAAAAUCCAUACAGCACAGUCAGACUGAACUACAGCUCAUUUAGUAUCAGCAGGAGAUUUGCAAUGCUAAACUGAUUCUCUGAUCACUCCUCACAGUGAAACUGAGUGAGAAUGAAUCCUCCUCCCCGAUGGCCUUAUUCCAGCUUCUUUCACUCUGGGGGUAUGCUUUGGAGGGGUGUCCUGGUGUCAGUGAUUCUCUUUGCGUAUAUAUACAUAUUUAAUCUCUGCUGCUGAUCUGAGUGCAUGUGGUAGAUCUAACAUUUCCACUGAAGACGUGUUCGAUACCUGGCCAUAGAUGAGUGCCAAGGCUAUCUGAACUCUCAUCCAUCACUGUGGCUUCAGAUCAUUUAGCAAUAUGGUCAAUAGGAACGUGCUUAGAAAAGCUGUUUUGCCAAUCUUUAUUACUAUUGCGUCCAGCCUUAUAAUGUGACAAUGGCCUUCACAAUGUCCUUUACCUCCUCUCACUUAACCCCUAUGUUUUGUGUCCGUUCUCUUUCUGCUAACUGUCUGUGGCUUCUUUUACGAGUCAUAAUACUUUUACUUGUCAUGUAUGUUUAAAGUGGUGUAGCGCAUAUAUGUUUCUGUGUGGGGUUAUGAGUCACCUUAUAACCAUAAUGAAGAGAGAUAGCGUUUGAAUGAGCUAUUAUAUGUUCCUCUGAAUAUUUGAAAACUAGGGGUGGAAAGCUGUGAUUAAUAGAGCUAUAAUCAUUUCCGUAUAGAAAGGUCAUGAUGAUAGCAUUAUGUUGUGUAAUGUUUAGUCUUAGGACAUAAAUCAGCACUGACAUUACUGUUAGUAAUUAGCUACAGGUUUAAAAGAGACAAGGGGGGGGUGAACGAGUCAAAAAUAUAUUCCUGUUCAGGAAUGAGAGUCCUCUUUUUUUGCCCAUUUGUUGUGCCGUGUUGUAUAAUGAUGACCAGCAGGGGACGGCAUGCCAAAGGGAGUUUUGCUCAAAAAAGGUCUGCAAUGAUUUCACUGUAUUUUAAUGCAUUUGGACUGCAACAUGAGGAAAUUUGAGUUAGGACAGUUUUUAUUUUUUAAAAUUAAAUGGAAAAACAAAGGAUUUGCAGAGCUAUAUUUAAGAUGUGUUGUGUUUGCUGUAGUAAUUUAUAUAGAUGUUAGUUCUGUUGUGAAUUUUUUUUUUAUGUUAAAAAAAAGAAAGGAAAAAAAAAUGACCCUCAUGGUUGUGUUUUGUUUGAUUGUGGAAGUGGUGGAUCCGUUUUGGCCAUGGUGUAACAGCAUCCACAAUGUAACAUUAAAGUCUCUCAUACAUUACUGUAAA